AUGAUUAGGUUUGGCUGUACUCAAACCCUCCCGCCCUCCGCCCAGGUGGACGUCACCAUCGUGACGCAGGAGGUGGACCGCACGGUGUCGUACAUUCAACACCGCUACAUCGACUACGAGAAGAAGUUCGGGGAGGGCCUGAGCCCACAGCUGUCGCCUUUCCUGGAGCGCCACAAGGAUGGCAAACGUGAGCUGAAAGUGGAGGGCGUGGACUCCAGCGGCCGCGCAGUGAGCCAGAAGAUUGUGCUAAGCGAGGCGCCCAUCGAUGGCCACAAGUUUGGCGGAACCAUGCGCGACUGCGAGAAGAUGUGCAAGGCAUUCGCCAAGCUGACCGUCCAGAAUCUCACCGAGCGGAUGGCGGAUCUUCGUCGCAUGGGCGGAACGAGGCUGUUCAAGGUGGAAUCGUGGCCCCCCAAGCAAGACACACGCGAGAGGCGCUUUUGCGCAUGCCUGGUGUUGUUUGGCUAA
Molecule: messenger RNA, 468 nt
Organism: Closterium sp. Naga37s-1
Lineage: Eukaryota; Viridiplantae; Streptophyta; Zygnematophyceae; Desmidiales; Closteriaceae
Source: the annotation of a GenBank genome assembly